UAUUAAAGAAACCGGAGAAGAAUCGGAAGAUGAAAAAUGAUUUCUUUGGCUUCUCGACUUUCCACAAGUCUGGUUUCUUGCGGUGUUUGAUGCGUUUCCACAGAACAAUUGGAGAUUUUGAAAGCGCUGUGUGAUUGCCAUAAACCCGACAGUACUGUACUGCACUAACAUUUAGUCGAUCAGUCCUUAGUAAUUAGUUCUUACCAUUAUCUGCCAUCAUUCUGGAUUCUUUGCAGCAGCUCCGCGGUACGCACAAAAAUGGUUGUGUUCAUCUGUAAUGCUUGUGGCCAGUCCGUAAAGAAGGCACAAGUAGACAAGCACUGGCAAACACAGUGCCGGAACUGUACGGUUUUGUCUUGCAUUGAUUGCGGCAAGGAUUUCCCCGGUGACACCUUCAGGAACCAUAAUCAAUGUAUGACAGAGGAAGAAAAGUGGCAUGGUAAAGACGUCAAAAUAAAAGAAAAUGGGUCUAGUGGACGAAAAAAGCAAGAUACCUGGACGGAGAACCUCCAGCGCAAGAUUAGCGAAAGUGCCAGUAUUAAGAACCCGCAGUUAAUUGAUAUAUUGCGGAAACUCGUGGAUUUCGAGAAUGUACCACGGAAAGAGGCCAAAUUCAAGAACUUCCUAAAAAGCUGUCUGAAAAUCCACAAUCCCCAGAUUGUUGAAGCAGCCUGGAAGGUGGUUUCCGAAGUUAAAGCACCUGCAGAACAAACCGUUCCGAAUGCCUCUUUGGAAAAUGGCUCCGUAACGCAGUCCUUGGCGAUAGGAAAUCAAGAAAGUUCCCACGCGCCACAAUCUGCCGAAAAUGGCUGUUCGGUCCCUGGAGAUGAAGGAUCCACAUCAGAAGAACCAUCCCUUUCAACUCUGAAAAAGUUCAAGUGGAAAAGAGCGAUAUUAAAUGCAUUGACCGAGGCCGAUGCGGAAAUUCUUCCAAAAAAGAAACUUAAAAAGAAGGUUAUUGCCAGUUACGCAGCACAUCCAGGGAACGAAUCCACUUCUCAUGAGGUGCUGGAGGAAAAAUUUGAGAAGUAUUUACAACGACAUCCAACGUUGUUUGCGGUGGAAGGAAAAUCUGUUAAACUCAUAAAGUCGUAACUUGAAUUUAAACAGCUUACGGUGUUUAUCAGCGACAUUUACUUACGUGGAUCGCAUUACGCCUGUAAGGACAGUGCAAUUUUGUGCAACUCAGUAGCGGCUGCAGCAGAAAGGUGCAAGUGGAAUUUGUAUUUAUGAGGUCAUUCAUUUCAAAGGACGCCUUUGUAAAACGAAAAUGUUGUGGCAAUGCAUUAUUGCAUUUAAGUGUUUGGAAUGAAUAAAGGCUGUCG
Messenger RNA from Paramacrobiotus metropolitanus, 1325 nucleotides. Its product is annotated as cell growth-regulating nucleolar protein-like. The coding region runs from base 259 to 1095 and encodes 278 amino acids. The record is from RefSeq and is a predicted model, not a curated record. Gene Ontology annotation, cellular component: nucleolus. Gene Ontology annotation, biological process: negative regulation of transcription by RNA polymerase II; rRNA processing. Gene Ontology annotation, molecular function: DNA binding. NCBI's taxonomy places the organism in Eukaryota, Metazoa, Tardigrada, Eutardigrada, Parachela, Macrobiotidae. The transcript is spliced from 5 exons.